CAGACAGGACUCUUGUAAGUGUGUGAGUGUAAAAAGCCGGGACAGUGUGUGGACAGUGUCCUCCUCAGCAGCUCCGUGUCUCGGCUUUGUGGUCGGCUCAGUUCGGGUUCAGAUGAUGGAUGAAGGCGGAGGUGAAGGAUCCAGAGUUUCUCCUCUGAAGAACUUCGUGGCUGGUGGAGUGGGAGGAGCGUGUCUUCUGCUGGCGGGUCACCCGCUGGACACCAUCAAGGUGAGACUUCAGACACAGCCCAAACCCUCCUGCACUCAGUAUGUCCUCUACACAGGAACGUACGACUGUUUCCGCAAGACAGUGUCCAAAGAGGGUCUUCUCGGCCUGUACAAAGGGAUGGGCGCUCCUCUGGUGGGCGUGGCUCCGAUGAUGGCCAUCAGUUUCUUCGGCUUUGGUCUGGGUAAACAGCUGCAGCACACGGAUCCUGGUCGACCACUAACACACUCUCAGGUCUUCCUCUCUGGAUGUCUGGCUGGAGUCUUCACCACAGUGAUCGUGGCUCCAGGAGAGAGAAUCAAAUGUCUGCUGCAGGUGCAGGCAAGCAGCGGUGGCUCGAGGUACGUGGGUCCACUGGACUGUGCUCUGCAGCUCUAUAAAGAGCAGGGACUGCGCAGCGUCUACAAAGGGACAGUGUUGACGCUUAUCAGAGACGUGCCCUCGAACGGUCUCUACUUCCUGACCUAUGAAUACCUCAAAAACCUCCUGACACCUGAGGGUCAAAGUGUGUCUCAGCUCAGCACUGCUAACAUCCUCCUGGCUGGUGGCGUCGCAGGGAUUUUGAACUGGACGAUUGCUCUUCCUCCGGACGUCCUCAAGUCCAACUUCCAGACAGCUGCAGACGGGAAGUACAGAGGUCUGGUGGAUGUGCUGAGAACUCUGCUACGUGAAGAAGGAGCUACAGCUCUGUAUAAAGGAUUCAACGCUGUUUUCCUCCGAGCGUUUCCUGCCAACGCGGCCUGUUUUCUGGGGUUCGAGGUGGCUUUAAAGGGACUAAACUUCCUCGCUCCCAGUUGGUGAAACAGUGGAGUUCCUGAUGAAGAGUCAGAAUCAGGUCUGAUAGGAACCACAUGUGUGUCUGUUUUCCAGAAUGUUCUCAGCUGUUGUUGUACAGAGACGCACAGUUAUGAACGUAUGAAGUGUUUAUUACUUUCUCUCAGGGCUGUGCUGUGAGCGCCCCCUGCUGCUAGAAUCUACUCAGUUUAAGUCUACGAUAUUUUUAAGAACAUGUUCAUGUCUUUAUCUCACUGUGAGACAGAUUUUUCUGUCCCACACCAAAGUCCAUGGAGAAAACCAGUGAUUUUAGCUGGCAUGGACACAGAGCUGCUGGUCCUUUGCUGCCUCGUAUGGUCACUUUGUGUCACUGAGGUCAAUCUGAAUGAAGUAUUUCUGUAAACUGGUGGUUUACAAACUUCAGUUUCCUCUUGUAUGUUUAUCCCACAGUGAGAUAAAUACGUGAACGCAUGACGUCGUAGCCUUAAACUGAAUUUAAUGGCUGAAUCUUUCAUAAGGCGGAUAAAGUCAGUUUUCAUGCGUGUCCACGCCGGCAGCUCAUAUCUGUUGUAACAUUGUUAUUCAUGUAAACGCACAAUUAUGAACGUGUGAUGUUCAUGAGCCGCUUUUUUAAGUGUUGAGCUUUUUGUUCAAUGUCACAGAGAAAAUCUAUCAUGGAUUUAAAUCUAUUUUAAUGGACAAAUGUGUUAAUAAAGUGUUUGAAUGAAA
This is a messenger RNA of Solea senegalensis (Senegalese sole), 1729 nucleotides long. RefSeq names its product mitochondrial carnitine/acylcarnitine carrier protein-like. Gene Ontology annotation, biological process: carnitine transmembrane transport; mitochondrial transport. Gene Ontology annotation, cellular component: mitochondrial envelope. The transcript is spliced from 9 exons. Gene Ontology annotation, molecular function: O-acyl-L-carnitine transmembrane transporter activity. Bases 113 to 1027 code for a protein of 304 amino acids. The record is from RefSeq and is a predicted model, not a curated record. NCBI's taxonomy places the organism in Eukaryota, Metazoa, Chordata, Actinopteri, Pleuronectiformes, Soleidae.